CAGCUGUGUCCCUGUGAUGGAUGGUCGGGUUGGAGGACGAGGAGGUGGAGGAGGAGGAGGCGGAGGACUACGAGGUCAGGAUCCUCCAGACUAUAUGGACAGCUCGAUACUCUCAGCCGAGGACAACCUCCACAGACCUGCAGAUGAAAGAACUGAAAUUAUACUUGCAGCAACCUUCCUGGUUUUAGUUGUUCUCACAUUUAUAGCAUUUAUGAUUUACAGAUGUGAAAAGUCUUUCAACAGAAGAAAAUCUGAGAGACUACCCUCCUCCUAUAGUACAGUAUCCAUUCAAACUGAGCCCAAUAUCUCCUGUAACGGCGGUACAACACUUAUGAACGGCGGUUCCACUGCUCUGAACGGCGGUAUUCAUACAAUAUCUAACGGAGCAAUCUCUACUCUACCCCGGUACAUGAAUGGUGGUAAUCACUUACCCCGGGAUCUGGGAGAUAUAGAGGAACAAGUUCAGGAUUACCGAAUGGAUAUGGAUGGCAGUGUAUACAGGUCUAGAAGUUCAAAGGAUAUGGCCAGGUCAAGGGAGAGCCUGGAGGAUCCACAUCAGUAUAGACUCAAGUGUGAAGAAAUACUAUCCCCUGAUUCUCCUUCUAGAGACCCUAUGGGACAUCUGUAAAUAUCAGGGGAGGACAUGCCACACACAGUAAACAUGCCAGAACUGAUUAUCCUUCUAGAGACCCUAUGGGACAUCUGUAAAUAUCAGGGGAGGACAUGCCACACACGGUAAACAUGCCAGAACUGAUUCUCCUGCAAGAGACACAAUAUGGCAUCUAUAAAUAUCAGGGGAGGACAUGCCACACACAGUAAAAAUGCCAGAACUGAUUCUCCUGCAUGAGACACAAUGGGACAUCUAUAUAUAUCAGGGGAGGACAUGCCACACACAGUAAACAUGCAAGAACUGCUUCUCCGUCUAGAGACACAAUGGGAUCGACGUCUGUAAAUAUCAGGAGAGGACAUGCCACACACAGUAAGCAUGCAAGAGCUGAUUCUUCGUCUUCAGACACAAUGGGACAUUAUAAAUAUCAGGAAAAAAACGGUCAAUAAGCAAGAAAUUAUAUCUGUAUAAUUGUGAAUUAAAAGAAAUCCGAAAAGGCAAAUAUGAGUUUGAGUAUUUUUGAAUUUUUUCAAAAAUCGGUGUUUUCGAAUAAAAUAAAAAGAAACAGGACCCUAUAUCUCUGACUCCCCAAACAAAGCAAGAAACAAUUUAAAACCCACCUAAAGUAAGAAAAUUUAUGCUUUUUACCCUAAACUGGUUGUGAUUGAAUACAACAUACAGCCUCUAAUAUGUAGCAUAAAUACAUCUCUAAUUGAACAAUGACCAUACAUUACAUAUAGUAUAUGACAAAGUCGUUCAUUGCACAUGCUAAAACGGAUUCCUUUCAUUAAGCAUACAAUUUGUAGGGUAAAUAGUUAUCUUAAAAUGUUUUUAUUCAAAAGGUCCUAAAGAUUCUUAGGUACCUAACAAUCUUGCUGGAGAUAAGGGUUCUUUAUAGACCCAAAAAUUCCUUUAUUUUAUGGGGCCCUAGAAAUCCCUAAUUGGACCACAAAACACUUCCUGGUAUAACAGGGCCCCUAAUUGAUAUUCAAGCAAAUUCGAUUCUUUCAACUUAAAACUGAUUAACAAAAAAGGAUGAAGGGUGAAAAUAUGUGUUUUAUUAAAAAAAUUGAAAAUAAAUUUCUGACAUGAUUUUUAAAAUCUUUGUACCUGUCUCUUUUAGUAGAAGCUGAAAGGGACUGUACACGUAAUUUUAGGUGAUCACUGACUAUCCCUAUAAAGGAUAUGCAUGCAUAAUUCACAACGGUACCCUUUAAAUCUUUAUCUGAGAAACAAUAAGAAAGAUAUCAUUGAUUUCAAUCUUAAAUCCGCAUGUCACAUGCACAGAGAAACCACGCUUGGAAAUUAUCAAAGACGGGGGGAACCCUUGUGAAUGGGAAAGUCCUUUAUUAAAUGGAGAUUCAAUAGAAAUUACGUUGACAGUUCCUUUAAGCAUCAACCAUUUGAUAAUCUUUGAAAAUAAACCUUUUUUCAUUUGUUAAAU
This is a messenger RNA of Eurytemora carolleeae, 2051 nucleotides long. RefSeq lists its product as uncharacterized. Lineage: Eukaryota; Metazoa; Arthropoda; Copepoda; Calanoida; Temoridae. The transcript has 6 exons. The record is from RefSeq and is a predicted model, not a curated record. The coding region runs from base 17 to 628 and encodes 203 amino acids.